AUGGCCUCGGCUGCUCGUUCCGCUUCUCGGGCUUUCCUGCGCUCGACCCCGGCGACCUCCUCGUUCCGUCCGGCCGCGCGCUCUGCUCGGUUCGCUGUCCCCGCCCAGGGCUUCCGUGCCUCUGCUCGCCGCGGAUAUGCCUCUGAGGCUGACGCUAAGAAGGGUGGCUCUGGCGGUAUCUGGGCUGCUUUGGCCUUCGCCGUCGCUGGUGGCGCUGGUGCGUACUUCUACCUGACCGGCGAGUCCACCAAGGGUCCCUUCGUCCCCACCCAGGAGGACUACCAGAAGGUGUAUGAUGAGAUUGCCCACCGUCUGGCGAACGAGACCGACUACGACGACGGCAGCUAUGGUCCCGUCCUCGUUCGUCUCGCCUGGCACGCUAGCGGUACCUAUGACAAGGAGACCGGCACUGGUGGCAGCAACGGUGCUACCAUGCGUUUCGCCCCCGAGUCUGACCACGGCGCCAACGCCGGUCUGAAGCUCGCCCGCGACUUCCUCGAGCCCGUCAAGGCCAAGUUCCCCUGGAUCACCUACUCCGAUCUCUGGACUCUGGCCGGUUCUGCCGCCAUCCAGGAGCUUGGCGGUCCCGUCAUCCCCUGGAGACCCGGUCGUCAGGACAAGGACGUCGCCGCCUGCACUCCCGACGGCCGUCUGCCCGAUGCCACCAAGGACCACCGCCACAUCCGCGACGUCUUCGGCCGCAUGGGCUUCGAUGACCGUGAGAUGGUCGCUCUGAUCGGUGCUCACGCCCUGGGCCGUGCUCACACUGACCGCUCCGGCUUCGAGGGCCCCUGGAACUUCAGCCCUACCGUCUUCAGCAACGAGUUCUUCCGCCUGCUCGUCGAGGAGAAGUGGAACCAGCGCAAGUGGAACGGCCCGGCUCAGUUCACCGACAAAACCACCUCCACUCUGAUGAUGCUGCCCGCUGACAUGGCCCUCGUCAAGGACAAGGGAUUCAAGAAGCAUGUCGAGCGCUAUGCCAAGGACAGCGAUGUCUUCUUCAAGGAGUUCGCUGAGGUCUAUGUCAAGCUCCUCGAGAACGGUGUGCCCUUCCAGAUCAAGCCGGAGGACCGCUUCGUCUUCAAGACCUCUGAGUAA
Molecule: messenger RNA, 1098 nt
Organism: Penicillium canariense
Lineage: Eukaryota; Fungi; Ascomycota; Eurotiomycetes; Eurotiales; Aspergillaceae
Product: peroxidase
Exons: 2
Coding region: 1-1098 (365 amino acids)
Biological process (GO): hydrogen peroxide catabolic process; cellular response to oxidative stress; response to reactive oxygen species
Molecular function (GO): heme binding; peroxidase activity
Source: RefSeq, a predicted model, not a curated record